AUGACUCUAAAUGAAAGGAUCGCCUCCGAAACCACCAGACUUAGGAGUCUGUUACAAACCUACCAAACCUUUCUGAACUCUCAGGUUGCAAGUAGCACUGGAUUGUUGAAGGAAUUUUACCAAGAUGAAGCCUUUCUCAACGAAGCUGCCUUGUUGAAUUUGGAUCUACUGGUAGAGCAGCUGGUCACAGACCCCUCCAAGACUGUUACAUACAGAGAACUGAUUGAUAAAAUCGAAGAACUUAUUCUAGAAACAGCUGGCUUGCCCGCUCGUAAAAGACGAAGUGCUUUAUUCAAAUCUGAACUCGGGCUGGGAGAAGAGUUGAACAUUAGUGAUAGACGCAGCGCAUCAUCCGAAGAGUCGCAAGAUAGAGAUAGACGCAGCGCAUCAUCAGAAGAGUCGCAAGAUAGAGAUAGACGCAGUGCAUCAUCCGAAGAGUCGCAAGAUAGAGAUAGACGCAGUGCUUCAUCAUCUUCAUCUUCAUCUUCGUCAUCAUCAGAAGAAUCCAUCGAGAUACCAGUCAUACCUGUGACCACUCCGGAACCAACAGUUCCAAUGACACUAGAUGAAAGAAUCGCCUCCGAAACCACCAGACUAAGAAGUCUGUUACAAACCUACCAAACCUUUCUGAACUCUCAGGUUGCAAGUAGCACUGGAUUGUUGAAGGAAUUUUACCAAGAUGAAGCCUUUCUCAACGAAGCUGCCUUGUUGAAUUUGGAUAUACUGGUAGAGCAGCUGGUCACAGACCCCUCCAAGACUGUUACAUACAGAGAACUGAUUGAUAAAAUCGAAGAACUUAUUCUAGAAACAGCUGGUUUACCUGCUCGAAAAAGACGAAGUGUCGUAUUCAAAUCUCUGUUGAACAUUCGGUGA
Messenger RNA from Lottia gigantea (owl limpet), 873 nucleotides. RefSeq lists its product as hypothetical. The coding region runs from base 1 to 873 and encodes 290 amino acids. The record is from RefSeq and is a predicted model, not a curated record. NCBI's taxonomy places the organism in Eukaryota, Metazoa, Mollusca, Gastropoda, Lottiidae. The transcript has a single exon.